UCAAGCGCUAUCAUUUGCUAGCAACGGCUAUUUUAGAGGAACCGGUUUCACACAGUUAGGUGUAAGUAAUCAAUCCUUUUCGAUCGCCUUGUGGAUUAAACCUACUUCCUUGAGCGGAGGAACAAUUACUCAUGUAUCUGGUGUAUUAAAUGGCACAAAUUGGUGUAUACCACUCAUCGGGUUAAGUUCGCUUGGUCGAAUUGUGACUCAAGCUUGGAGUGGUGUAGCUGCCGGUAUUCUUGGUCCGAGUAUGUCUGUAAACUUAUGGACACAUAUAGUUCAAACGUUUAGUGUGACAAAUGGUAUCACAAUGUACAUCAAUGGCACUUAUUAUAACUCCACGAAAACAUUUAGUUAUUCUGCUAGUGGGAAGAAAGAUACAAUUAUUUUAGCCAAUUAUAUAAGCGGCGUCUCGUGUUCUGCAGGACAAGUUGUAGCAGGUCAAUAUUAUGGAGCUAUAGAUGAGUUUCGCCUCUACUCAAGAGAAUUAACAACAACCGACGUCUAUGAACUUGCUAAUGUGUAA
Didymodactylos carnosus is the source of this 526-nucleotide messenger RNA. NCBI's taxonomy places the organism in Eukaryota, Metazoa, Rotifera, Eurotatoria, Philodinida, Philodinidae. The record is from the annotation of a GenBank genome assembly.